AUGCGGCUGAGCGAAAUACAUGCUAAAGACAGCAGUGACAUUCCUUGCUCCCUCAAUAUUGAAUCUAUUAUUGAUGUCAAAAGUGAUGGUAAUUGCGGUUAUCGUGUGAUUGCCUUAGCCGAUAGGAACAAUGAAGAUGAUUACGAACUUAUUAAAGAGAGCAUGCUUGAUGAGCUACGGCUUCAUAAUCAUGACUAUUUGGAAAUAUAUGGGUGUGAGAAGCGUUUGGCUUAUAUCACAGAUGCACUCUUGCCAUCAAAGAGAAAGUCCAAGAGACGCGGUGUUGCAUUGAUCGAAAAAUGGUUAACCUUCCCGGAUAUGGGACACAUUGUAGCUUCUAUUUUGGGCAAAGCAGUCGUUAAGUUGACGAAACAAGGAGCAUCCGAGACAUUUUUUCCAUUGCGUGGUGUCCCAUCAUCCGACCCUUAUUCGCUGGUUAUUUGUGUUGGAGCUAUUCCCGAUCAUUAUGUCUAUGUCAAGUUGAAGGAUGGUUGUCCGAUACCUCCAACGUGUGUUCAAUGGAAGCAACAUUGUUCACAAGAAGCUAUUGUUUGGGAGUCAUAUUUUGCUAUUCAACAAGCCAAAUAUAGUAAACUAAUGCACGAGCAAAUGUCCACGACAAGAAGAGUGCCCGUGCUGGUUCCAGUUUUGUGA
Trifolium pratense (red clover) is the source of this 654-nucleotide messenger RNA. RefSeq lists its product as uncharacterized. The transcript is spliced from 2 exons. NCBI's taxonomy places the organism in Eukaryota, Viridiplantae, Streptophyta, Magnoliopsida, Fabales, Fabaceae. The record is from RefSeq and is a predicted model, not a curated record. The coding region runs from base 1 to 654 and encodes 217 amino acids.